Messenger RNA from Trypanosoma theileri, 2808 nucleotides. Its product is annotated as IQ motif containing with AAA domain 1. Gene Ontology annotation, molecular function: ATP hydrolysis activity; ATP binding; protein binding. The coding region runs from base 1 to 2808 and encodes 935 amino acids. Lineage: Eukaryota; Euglenozoa; Kinetoplastea; Trypanosomatida; Trypanosomatidae. The record is from RefSeq and is a predicted model, not a curated record. The transcript has a single exon.
AUGUCAUCUGCCACAUACGAAGAAUAUUAUCAACAGGCCCUAGAGGAUCUUGUCACCAUCUGGAGAGAAGAUGUCAAUCUCAGCAAAUUACGAGUGGCACCAACAGGACGGCAGCGGUAUGAACAGCUGCUCAGUUCUCUCACAUCACUCUAUAUACAAUACCUGCGCACCGUACGCCGACUCGCUCGUGUACACGACGCACAACUGCAACCACAAAAGCGCUACGAUGUGCGAACAUUACUCGAUACUUGUGUAGGGCGUAUGUUAGAAAUACGAAGUCUCUUAACAGCAAACUGUGGGGAGUUUGUAAAGCUGGAUAACGCCAUGCUUGAUGUAAAAAUGACUCCAGAGGAACUUGAAGUUCCUAUUCCACGUUAUUUUGUUGAGGAUAACGCAUCUGAGAUGCAGGAACGACGUCGUCAAAUUGCCUCAUUGCAAGCACACUACCAAGAAACAGAUGCAGAAGCACCUGUUUCAAAGUUUUUGGCUAACGCUAAUAAUAAGGCCAACAAUACUACAACUAAUACUAAUACUGCUGCUAGUACUAUUGCUGCUGCUGCUACUACUACUAGUACUAAUGAGGCUGAAGCAAAGACGAUGACGGUAGAUGAGGCGAUUACAAUAUUACAAGUAAAUGAAAGAGGUCGUCAGGCACGUCAACGUGCCAAAUUUCAAUUACUAAUGUAUAUGCAGCAAAAACAAGCUUUGCUCCGAGAUAAUGAUUACAACUACGCUACUGGAAAAGAACGUGCGGCAACAGUUGUACAACGAGCUGUUCAAGCAUAUCUUGCACGCAAGCGAGUGCGGGGUGAUCAUGCAGAGGAGCUGCAGCUUCUUGGGAUGCGGCCUACGGCGGCAAUGAUGAGUGAUGAGCAACAAGUAGCGGCGGCAGCGCGAUUGGAAGAGCGAAAGGCUCGUCAACACAUGAAUGAGGCAAAUUACCGACAAAAAGCCAUUGAACUUGAAACUCGUAUUAAGUCAGAGGAAGGACCAAGAACAAUGGAAGAGAUGCUAAACGAAGUACUCACUCGCAUGGCAUAUGCACGAAUGGAAAGUAAAGAUGAUUCUCCCUUAACAUUCCCUACACCAGAAGAAGGAGGGAGUCGUAAGUAUUUGGAAUCUUUUAAUGCUCCCAUGUCUUCUCCUGCGGCUCUUGCAGCUACUGCGGGUCCCACAUCUACAUUUGAUGGAACGAGUACUAUUGGUCGUCCAGGCUCCGCAGCCCUACGUUCAUCUAUGGCAGGAACAUUAGAUGGACGACCAACAACACGAAAAGGAGGUAGUGUUGCACGACGCAAAGAUGAGGAGGAAACUGUACCAGCUAUACCUCCUAGUAUUUUCUGGGAUAAUAUUAAAGCUGCAGAUGAGCGAUAUUACACUGUAUGGAAACCACGUUUUGAAGAAACAUACUAUAAAGAGGUAGAUCUUGAUCAAGCAGCGGAUGAGAAUUUACUUCGUAAACAACUCUUAGAAGGACCACGAGGCAUUAUGGAGGAGUUACGAAAAGUUGUUGAUCAACUCAUCAUGGUAGAAGUAGAGAAUUUAAAGGUACGUCUUGAACAAGAACGUCGUGGUGGUAAAAAAAAGAAGGGUGGAAAAAAGAAAGGACCCAGGAAACCACGAGCACCAAAAUUAAAAGACCCAACAAAGGGUGUAAAAAUUGAAACAUUUAUGAAUACGGCUGUACGUUUAAAUGUACUUCAAUUACCAGACCCAAAUAUUAAAUUAGAGGAUUAUUUGGGUUCAGCUGUAAUACAUGGAUCACCACUGGAUGCACUUUUACGUGUGCAAAAACCAGAUGAAGAACUUAGAAAGAAAUGGCAACGUAUUCUUAAUAACUGGGAUGCAAAUGUUGAACAGGUUAUGAAAAUGAAAAAGGAAGCUUUUCAAAAAUUAUUUGAUAACUAUCUACAACAGGCGACAUGGUUGAGUGAACCUUCACCAGCACAAGUACGUCAAAGUGUAGCGGAGUAUGCUAUUCUUCCUCUUGGUUCUCAAGUUAUUCAUGAUCUCGCGCCAAGUGCCAAGACACUACUUCUUUAUGGUUUCUCUGGUAGUGGUAAGACACGUCUUGUACAGGCUAUUUGUAAUCACAGUGGAUCAAAUUUCUUUGAUAUUUCUCCUGGAAUUUUUGAAACAAAUACUGGUCUCGUAGGUAUUAUUCAAAUGGUAUUUCACCUUGCAAAAGUAAUGGCUCCAUCUGUCAUUUACAUUGAUCAUAUUGAAAAAUUGUUCAUGCGGAAGAAGAAACGAAAGGGACCUAAAGAUCCAUUACUAGCCCGUGGAAAAAAAAUGAAAAAAGAGGUUCUUAAAGGUAUCGCUGGUCUUUCUCCUACAGAUCGAGUAAUGGUCAUUGGAACCUCAUCCACUCCAUGGGAAGCGGAUUUUAAUGCGAUGGUAACUCACUUUGCACACAUGGUUUAUUGUGGAAGUCCGGAUUACGCCUCUCGUUUGAUUGUAUUGCAGGAAUUCAUUGCCCAACGCACAGGAGAUGCCACAGCACUGAAGGCGGAGGAUUAUCACGAGUUGGCACUUCUCACAGAGCGACUCACAUGUGGGUCUCUCCGCACGGUUGUGGAUGAAGUAUUACACCCACGACGCCUGCGACGAUUGCCGCAGCGACCACUUGUUGCCGAUGACUUUUUGCGUGCCAUCACACGAGUGUCACCACCCACAGCAGAGGAAGAGACGCAGAUGAAGGAAUUCACACAGCGACUUCCACUACACCUUCGCCGUGUAAACCUACCAGUGGAUGUACCAGCAGCAGAGAAGAAGGAAACAGGGACCAAGAGAAAGAAAAAGGAAUAG